This is a messenger RNA of Jaminaea rosea, 2007 nucleotides long. RefSeq lists its product as hypothetical. The transcript has a single exon. The record is from RefSeq and is a predicted model, not a curated record. The coding region runs from base 236 to 1777 and encodes 513 amino acids. Lineage: Eukaryota; Fungi; Basidiomycota; Exobasidiomycetes; Microstromatales.
UUUCCCACACGAAACUCUCUGGCCGUUGACGGUGCUAAUGUUCUGUUGUCGCUCUUGGUACAGCUCGAUGGUGGCCCGACGUGACGAGCUCGCUGGAUUGCAAUGGUGGUAAGGGCGAAAUGCUGAACAAGCGGCGGCGGGCUACGCCAGUGGGCGAGCUCAGCGCGCUCUUUGCUCUCUGGUCGGCCCGCUCGACGCGCUGCAGCGGCGGCUCGGUAGUGCCAGAGGCGGGUGAAUGUUCAACGCCCAUCUUGCCCACCCACUCUACGAUCAAUUCAUCCGCAAGCACAUCAUCGAUUGGAAUGUACAUCGAGCACUAUGCCGGCCGGCCUUCUGGCGAAUUUCCACGCCUUGUUCGCUCGCCCACUCGCCCACUCGCCUGCCAGCUCACACCUUGGCUUCUCAACCUGCACCCGCAGUAACGAUGUCGUCUGGGUCCAACGGCAACAGCAGUCGUCAGCCUGGUAUCCUCUCCCUUGUCCCGGCCAACGCCAAUACACAAUCCACCGCAGCUGGGACUCGGCCUCUUACUGCGGCUCGACCUCUCACUGCGGCUUCGCACACGGCGUCCUCUCGCGCAGCCACCUCACACGGCGUCGUAAGCCCACGCAGCGGCGGCGGCGGCGGCGGCGGCGGAGCACCACCUUCUCUACACGCCACCUCCCUCUCGCUCAGUUGCACAGGCACCAUGUCCAUCCUCUUCGGUUCUCUGCCCAGCAAUUGCGUCUUCUCCCUAGCCUGCCCACCUGUCGACUUUCGCUCGCUCCCACCCAUCGCCCUCCGCUACGUAGCGGACACAAGCCAACCUCUGACGCUCUGGCGCGUUCACCUCAACGUGUGCUGCCAGAUUUGGACUAUUCUUACAGAGCAAGCCCAAAUGCUCAGCGUCGACUUGCCCUCCAUCUAUCUACCGCAAGAUGGCGAGCCUUACGGGCGCCUCUCCCGCUUCAUCGACCUGCAAUGCCGGGAUGCUGCGGUGCAUGACCACUUGCGCAAGAUUCUGCCCGGCUUCACUUUGGCGGGCGUGAGCGACAGCGGGGACAUUCGCUACCGACUCCUCUACUCGUCUACGAUGCAGCCUACCAUGCUGCUGCUGCAUUGCCUCGGCUUACAAGGAGAGCAGUUCGACAAGGACAUCCUUGUGGCGGACCUGCAGCGAAUUGGAAGCAUCGUCGGUGAGACGCUGUGCGUCGUAAGCAACCACGCCGUAUGCCCCUCUCUCUGCGUGCAGCGUCCCAUCGGUAUGGUGACGGCGUAUAUCACUCUGACCAAGGCAAGCAUGGAGCAGCGCUUCGAAGACUUUCUGGCCCAACUACCGACUCAUUUGUGGCAUGGCGGGAGGGAGUAUCCGCUCGAGUACAAUGGGCGCUCUCUUGCCAGGCAGACGAGGCUGUGGAAGGAGGGGAGCGUGCACGUAGGCGAGGGAGCCAUGGCUGCAGGGGCCGAUGAGGAGAGAAAGGUGUUCGAAUUGCGGGAGCUGGUUUCGCGCGAGGUCAUCACGAUCGAUGAUGAGCCAGGUGAGGCGAGCGGUAGCGGUGUAGGCAACGGCAAUGGCAGCGGCCCUCGCGUGGAGCCCAGUACAGGUAAUGGUGACACGCACACCACCAGCCCGACGGUGAAACGCGCAGGCGAUCCUCACUUGGCCUCAGCCACUUCUCCCUCAACAUCCGCAAAGAGGAAGAAGGGGCAACUUUCACGCAACGCGUCACCCUCAACCUCGACGGGACAGGCUCAAGGGACUGCCUUUCGCUCUGCUGCACGGGAGUCUGCAACCUGAAGCGGGUACGCUGGCUCCAAGUCUGCGAGGCAUCGCCGCUAUCUCGCCUCACACUCUAUUACAGUAUCAUGUGCCUUCGCAUCGGUCCACUCAGCGAUACCCGCUUCCUCCCUUCAUCAAUCCUACCGCCCACCCUUGACCCUCUUCUCCCACUUUCUCACACCUCGCACCAUUCGCCGAAUCGCCGAGCUCGUAUCUCGCCACAAUUUCACCCUCGAGCGCCGAGCAAU